This is a messenger RNA of Caenorhabditis elegans, 240 nucleotides long. It is a transcript of the gene rpl-29, whose product is annotated as 60S ribosomal protein L29. Gene Ontology annotation, molecular function: structural constituent of ribosome. Bases 18 to 206 code for a protein of 62 amino acids. The transcript is spliced from 2 exons. Gene Ontology annotation, cellular component: ribosome. Gene Ontology annotation, biological process: translation. The record is from RefSeq and is marked reviewed. Lineage: Eukaryota; Metazoa; Nematoda; Chromadorea; Rhabditida; Rhabditidae.
GGUUAACCGUUGUCGUCAUGGCCAAGUCCAAGAACCACACCAAUCACAACCAGAACAAGAAGGCUCACCGUAAUGGAAUCACGAAGCCAAAGAAGCACAUCUUCCUCUCCAUGAAGGGAGUCGACGCCAAGUUCAUCAAGAACCUCCGUUUCUCCAGAAAGAACAACAAACGUCAGAUCAACAAGUCCGUCGAGUCCAAGGCCUAAAUUGUUGUUAAUUCGGAUAAACUUUGUUACCUUU